Messenger RNA from Closterium sp. Naga37s-1, 1458 nucleotides. NCBI's taxonomy places the organism in Eukaryota, Viridiplantae, Streptophyta, Zygnematophyceae, Desmidiales, Closteriaceae. The record is from the annotation of a GenBank genome assembly.
AUGGUUGUCAAACUCCGACUUAAAGCUCGCGUAAUAGCCGUCAUCUUCCCACCACCCGACCUCCGCUUCCCCGCCACCCCAUCUCCCCUGCUCGCCGACCGAUCUCCCGUGCAACCCGCCCGAGUUCCCGUUCCCGCGGCCCGAUCUCCCAUUUCUGCCGCCCAAUAUCCCCUUCUCGCCUCCUCUCGCCUCCCCGCGCGUGCUCCUCUCGCCUCUCAGCGCGUGCUCCUCUCCCCUCCCAGCGCGUGCUCCUCUCCCCUCCGCGUGCGUGCUCCUCUCCCCUCCGCGUGCGUGCUCCUCUCCCCUCCGCGUGCGUGCUCCUCUCGCCUCCCCGCGCGUGCUCCUCUCCCCUCCCCGUGCGUGCUCCUCUCGUCUCUCCGCGCGUGCUCCUCUCCCCUCCCCGCGCGUGCUCCUCUCCCCUCCGCGUGCGUGCUCCUCUCCCCUCCGCGUGCGUGCUCCUCUCCCCUCCGCGUGCGUGCUCCUCUCGCCUCCCCGCGCGUGCUCCUCUCCCCUCCCCGUGCGUGCUCCUCUCGCCUCCUCGCGCGGCAUCCCCCCUGCACGCCCUCAUUUCCCCCCCUGCACGCCCUCAUUUCCCCCCCUGCACGCCCUCAUUUCCCCCCCUUCACGCCCUCAUUUCCCCCCCUGCACGCCCUCAUUUCCCCCCCUGCACGCCCUCAUUUCCCCCCCUGCACGCCCUCAUUUCCCCCCCUGCAGGCUCUCAUUACCCCCCUUUUAUGCACCCGUUUCCCCUCUGCUCACUCUCUUUCACCCCUCACUCACGCGUUUUCCCCUCUGCUCACUCUCUUUCCCCCACACUCACCCUUUCUCCCCUCUGCCCACUCUGUUUCCCCCGUCACUCACCUUCUUACCGAAUUCUCACUUUUCAUUCACCCCUUUUUCCAAUCCCGCUUCCCCUUUUCCAUCUCUCCUUCAUGCCUCCCACCACCUCUCCCUGCCUUCCUUGCUUCUCUCCUUAUCUCCUUCAUGCCUCCCACCAUCUCGUUUUCCUUCUCAUCUCUUGUGGGCCACAUCACAAGGCCCGUCUGCCCUCUCACACUCUUCCUGCCAUUCUCACUCUCGCAAUCCUCACCGCCGUCCCUUCCUUCCUGUAACCAAUCUCCCCUCCCCCCUUUUCCCUUCCUUCCCUCCACUUCCUCCCCUUCCCUUCCUUCUCUCCCCAUCAUUCCCUCCCCUUCCUCCCCUCCCCUUCAUCCCCAUCCCUGCCCUUUCCUCCCUGCCCUUCCCUUCUCGACCCCGCCCUUCUACGUCACUCCUCGCCUUCUGCCCUCCAGUUCAUGUGCAUGUGCUGCCAUCACUUUUGCCCCAUACAUGCAUCUUAUUAACUCAUGUUUACUCGCUUGUAUUCCCUUUUCACCCUCCGUCCCUUCAAAUCUCCCCUCACUUACUACCCAUCUCCCUGCCUUUCCAUCACACCUCCCUGCCUUCUCAUGGAUUUGA